Molecule: messenger RNA, 1526 nt
Organism: Enhydra lutris kenyoni (northern sea otter)
Lineage: Eukaryota; Metazoa; Chordata; Mammalia; Carnivora; Mustelidae
Product: POU class 2 homeobox 2
Biological process (GO): regulation of transcription by RNA polymerase II
Cellular component (GO): nucleus
Molecular function (GO): DNA-binding transcription factor activity, RNA polymerase II-specific; RNA polymerase II cis-regulatory region sequence-specific DNA binding
Source: RefSeq, a predicted model, not a curated record
CCCAGCCCUGCGGGGCGGGCAGCAUGGUUCACUCCAGCAUGGGGGCUCCAGAAAUAAGAAUGUCUAAGCCCCUGGAGGCCGAGAAGCAAGGUCUGGACUCCCCGUCAGAGCACACAGACACUGAAAGAAAUGGACCAGACACUAACCAUCAGAACCCCCAGAAUAAAACCUCCCCGUUCUCCGUGUCCCCAACCGGCCCCAGCACCAAGAUCAAGGCUGAAGACCCCAGUGGCGACUCAGCCCCAGCAGCACCCCGCCCCCCCCAGCCGGCUCAGCCACAUCUGCCCCAGGCCCAACUCAUGUUGACGGGCAGCCAGCUAGCCGGGGACAUACAGCAGCUCCUCCAGCUUCAGCAGCUGGUGCUUGUCCCCGGCCACCACCUCCAGCCACCUGCUCAGUUCCUGCUGCCACAGGCCCAGCAGAGUCAGCCAGGCCUGCUACCGACGCCAAAUCUCUUCCAGCUACCUCAGCAAACCCAGGGAGCUCUUCUGACCUCCCAGCCCCGGGCCGGGCUGCCCACACAGGCCGUGACCCGCCCCACGCUGCCCGACCCGCACCUCUCGCACCCGCAGCCCCCCAAAUGCUUGGAGCCACCAUCUCACCCCGAGGAGCCCAGUGACCUGGAGGAGCUGGAGCAGUUCGCCCGCACCUUCAAGCAACGCCGCAUCAAGCUGGGCUUCACACAGGGUGACGUGGGCCUGGCCAUGGGCAAGCUCUACGGCAACGACUUUAGCCAGACGACCAUCUCCCGUUUCGAGGCCCUCAACCUGAGCUUCAAGAACAUGUGCAAACUCAAGCCCCUUCUGGAGAAGUGGCUCAACGACGCAGAGACUAUGUCUGUGGACUCAAGCCUGCCCAGCCCCAACCAGCUGAGCAGCCCCAGCCUGGGCUUCGACGGGCUCCCCGGCCGGAGACGCAAGAAGAGGACCAGCAUCGAGACAAACGUCCGCUUCGCCUUAGAGAAGAGUUUUCUAGCGAACCAGAAGCCUACCUCAGAGGAGAUCCUGCUGAUCGCAGAGCAGCUGCACAUGGAGAAGGAAGUGAUCCGCGUCUGGUUCUGCAACCGGCGCCAGAAGGAAAAACGCAUCAACCCCUGCAGUGCAGCCCCCAUGUUGCCCAGCCCGGGGAAACCGGCCAGCUACAGCCCCCAUCUGGUCACACCCCAGGGGGGCGCCGGGACCUUGCCAUUGUCCCAAGCUUCCAGCAGUCUGAGCACAACAGUUACUACCUUAUCCUCAGCUGUGGGGACGCUCCACCCCAGCCGGACAGCCGGAGGGGGCGGGGGCGGGGGCGGGGCCGCGCCCCCCCUCAAUUCCAUCCCCUCUGUCACUCCCCCACCCCCGGCCACCACCAACAGCACAAAUCCCAGCCCUCAAGGCAGCCACUCGGCUAUCGGCUUGUCGGGCCUGAACCCCAGCACGGGCCCUGGCCUCUGGUGGAACCCUGCCCCUUACCAGCCUUGACGGCAGCGGGAACCUGGUGCUGGGGGCGGCUGGCGCAGCCCCGGGGAGCCCCGGCCUGGUGAC